Molecule: messenger RNA, 516 nt
Organism: Lathyrus sativus (Indian pea)
Lineage: Eukaryota; Viridiplantae; Streptophyta; Magnoliopsida; Fabales; Fabaceae
Source: the annotation of a GenBank genome assembly
AUGGUGUUUGCUUUUACGUCUUUUGGUAUGAAAGUUGAUAACAAAUUUCAAGGGGGAAGAGGACCACCUAACCUAAGAAUACAUGGACAAUCUUGCCAUAUAAUUGGGAGCAUGUUGCCUUUACUUGGACAUUCUCCAAAGUUUGCUCAAUUAUACAUUUACGACACUGACAAUGAGAUUCAUAAUAGAAUUGAAGGAAUAGGCAGCAACCCCAAUAUCAUUCCAGAUAGAGUUAACAAAUUGAAGCUUAUGUUGGAUGAGUUUAACACACAUGCCAAGUCAUUUGGGAUGGCAGCAGAUAGAUUAAAGAAUUGUCCUUUACCCGAUCUUAAGUUGAAGUUAAUAUCUGAUAGAUCAACAAAUGGAAGGAUUUAUAACCAUCCAACUAUUUCGGAGGUGGCAGCCCUUAUCGUCAGUGAUGUUGAUACAGGUCAUAAAAGGGAUAUUCUUCUCGAGAGACAAAGUGGAAAGUUGAAAAGAAUAAGUGAGUUUCAUCCUAGUUAUCUGGCAUAUUAG